Messenger RNA from Pocillopora meandrina, 3803 nucleotides. Lineage: Eukaryota; Metazoa; Cnidaria; Anthozoa; Scleractinia; Pocilloporidae. The record is from the annotation of a GenBank genome assembly.
CUUGCUCAGCGUGAUACUCCAAUACAUCAGAGGAAUCUUCCCACUCUCCCAAAAGAGUUUUCAUUAUUUAUUAAAAGGGAUGACAUGACAGGAAGCACUCUGUCUGGAAACAAGGUACACAGCUUGGAAUUCAGUUCUUGAUCAACAUUUUUAAUUAAUAAAUGUUAAGAUGUGGCAUUAUCUUCAUCAACAAUAAGUGAGCUUAGUAAGAUGAGGUUGGUGCAGCCACAGGAGAUCCAGCAAGAGGUUGCACAAUUUAUUUGGAAUGCCUGUAGUUUAAAGAAGAACUCUUUUUUAAGUUCAGUAGGAAAACAAGACAACAGUUUGUUUGGCAUCCACUGACUGUGCUAGUCAGUGGAAGAUGACACUUACCAUAUUUAUUCAAACACAGUGGGGUUUAUUAAAUUUUUCAUGAUUCGAGUUUGGCAUUUAUUCUAGGGUGGUGUUUAUUCUACAGCGACAUUUAUACAAGGGCAGUGUUUUUUAAUUAUCCAAUUUGUUUCUUGCAAACAAUAGUAUGGUAACUGACCAUUUUAAUUUUAAAGAACAGAAAAAUGUUUUAGUGCUUGUCUAAGAGUAUUGUUUAUAUCAUUCUAAAAUUCCCAAUUUUGCAUCAGACCUGGUACAUUCAAAAGGAUGUGUCUGAUUCACUCAAAAUUUCCAACUGUGAUUGAAGCAUUGAUCACAUCAUGAUUCUGCAUUUAUUCAAGGGUAGCAUUCAUUUUAAUUAAUAAUAAAUAUGUUAUGUACUAAUUAAACUGCUCACAUCAAAAAGAGAGGAAGCUCACAGCGGUUACAUUUUUGCCAGCCUUUUUUGAGAGUACAGAUAUUUUUUUUAGUGACUGCUACUUUGGUUUUCAAGUUUUUAUUCUCUUAAAUUUAAGUCUUUACAGCUUAUGAUAUUUUUUGUAUAGCUGAGGGUCUCAAUCAAGAGACAGCUGAAGAUGGUUCAACUUAGAAUUUUGCAUGUGAGCAAUGAAAAUCUGUGUAUGAGCACUAUUGUUUGAAAAUAUUGCAAUGUGGAAGCUGAUGUUAUGCUAAAACAAAUGCAAAAGAGAGUAUAGUAGUUCUAAUGCAAAUGACAAUAAUAUAAUAUAACUUUGCAAUCAUCUGAGUAAAAUGACCAUAAUUAUAUGGAAAUAUGUAGCUUCAAUUGUGUCUGUACCUGUGGUCAAAGUCAUCUCAUAUCUUUUUCUUACUAACCCUUUGAAUGACUAGUAUCUAAUUUCUCCUUACAAAUCAAGCCUUGAUCACAUAUUAAGGUUAUGGGAAUAAAGAAAAUGAUCACCCACUUAAGAAGCUCUUGAUUGUUAGACAAAUUCUCCUUGCCAGCACCUUAGGAAAUGUAUACAGAACAGUAUGGAGAAUAUGUAUACUGAUUUGAGUGUGUAAAGGGUUAAGUGCAUCCUCAACUGCUGAGUGACCUUAAAUUGUGCUUGUCUCAUUCAGCUAUGCCAAUGUUGUUUUAGGUUCGUAAGCUGGAGUUUUGUUGGCUGAUGCCCUGGACAAGAAGUGUGACACAAUAUUUACUUGUGGUGGAAUCCAGUCCAAUCAUUGCAGAAGCACUGCAGUUGCUGCUAGACAACUUGGUUGGAUUGUUACCUGUUCUUAGAAAGAACUGAUGCAGAAGAUUUUAAGCUGCUUGAGUCAUGAUCAAAGAUCUGUUACCCCUAAGCACAUGUUAUUGGCAAUUAGACAAAGAGUGAUGCCCAUGUGAUCUAUCACUAAUGAUAACUUAACAAACACAUUACAACAUGGAAUCUCAGAACUUUUUCUUUUACCACACUCACAACAAGAUGAAAAGCAUCUUUCUAUAUUUCUUUGCCAAGCUCAAAACCUACAAUCUUUGUUUUUUUUUAUUUGCAAAUAAAAACUUGAAAACCAAAGUAGCAGUAACUGUAAAAAAAGAUGUCUGUACUCUCAAAAAAGGCUGGCAAAAAUGUAACCCCUGUGAGCCUCCUCUCUCUUUGGUGUGAGCCGUUUAAUUAGUACAUAACAUAUUUAUUCACAUUGCAUUGAAUAGUGGACUCAUACGAAGAUGAGAUGAGAAGAUUCACAACUACACUGUCACAUAUUUUAGUUGAGCACAUGUUUCUUUGAGAUUUGAAGCAGACAGGAAAAACUGCAUAAUAGGCUGCUAACAGAAGUUCAAUCUUUACUCUAAUGUUGCUCAUUUCAAAGGAAGAAGGGCACCAAUAAUUUUGCUUCACAUAGAUGACUAAAUUUUAAGAAAGUUAGCAAACUUAUUGAAACUUUCAUUUGAUCUUUUUUUCUUCAUGCAGACCAUGGAUAUUGGUUGUAAAGGAAACUGACAUUAGGCUUUGAUUUUAGACAGAGCUAUCACCAAGUGACAGUAAUGAAGCAGCUCAUUGUAUUAUAAUUGUCAAUGAAAAUAUUGAAAUUCUUUUGAAGAAAUUUGUGUUGCAGCCAUUUUACAGUGGAAUUGACUGUGUAUUAAUUUACUAGUAACAGGUUUAGAUGUAGGGAUAGAUCUCACUGGCAGAACUUGCUUGAAAGGUUUAAAAAAAACUGCAUGAAUUUACUGCAAUUCCUGGGACAUUUUAGUUGAAUGGUACCAUCUUUGGGGUGUAAACUGAUGAAAAAUCAUGAUGGCUGCCACCCUAGCCCAUCUUCUAAAACAUGAAGGCGAGCAAAAAUAUUACAGGAGCUGCUAUUGGCUCUCAAGUUGGUUCCUUUUAAAGGAAUUGGAAAUCAAGUCAUAUCUUAAUGCAGCCUUUUAGGUGCUAAUCUUAGAGUGUCAGAAAUCUUGAGAUGUUUAAUAGGCCAUGGUACAGUUCUGUACUUAGUUGCCAAGCCUUUGAUUUGGAGUGAGGCUGAAGGUGACCUUGUUGUGAUAGAGACCAGUACCUAGUUAGCUUAACAACAAAGCAAUUUACAUUGGAAAAAUAGCAAGGUUUGUAUCAUAACAAAUUCACCCUUAGCCUCACUCCUGUUGAAAGUGUAAAUUGGAGAUGAUUUUUUUUGGAGAAAUUAGAUGCUAAUCACUCCUAGGGAAUAACACACCUAAUUAAUUUGUAAUGGAGGUAAAUUUUUUCUACGGUUUCCCUAUUUUAAAGUGAUUCCCAGUGUUCUCCUUUAUUUUAAGCAUGGCAGGUGAAUACAUUUUCAAAAUGGUAAAGCAAUCCUUUUACCAGUUGAAUUUUCAAGAAUUCCAAGCAAUUUUAACCCUUUCACUCCCACAAGUGACCAAGACAGAAUUUCUCCUUACAAUAUUAAUAAAAUAUCAAGCAGGCAGGUGAUGAGAAUAGAGAAGAAUAUCAAUCAUGGGAUUAUUAGUUGAUCCAAUACCAAAUUCUCUGAACUAACAUAAGAAUUGUAUGGCAGAUAGUAAGGAGAAUUACUAAUUGGAUCUUGGGAGUGAAAGGGUUAAAGGGUGAUAAGAGGUAUUAUACAGGUGGUAAAUGUUGCUGGUUACUGUCUGAAAAGGAGAACACUGUAUUCCAAAUUUCUUGUUGGCUAGGAAGUUAUAUAACCCACACAGGAGACUGAUAGAUUCUGUUCUGUCGUAUGACUCUCAGGAAAUGCUAAGAAAACUCAAGAGAGUUGUUAUUAUUAAUAAUUACUAUACUACAUGAGUAAAGAAGGUAGCACUGAUAUUGGAGAAUUCUUGAAUUAAGUUUUGAUGGGCUCAGUUAUUUUUGACCCAGUUCCUUCCUGCUAACUUUGUCUGCUUUUUUUUCAGGAAGGAACAGGGCUCAUCAGUUUAUCUGAUUGAAGUUGGAGGCUCCUCUUACAUGGGGAUGUUUGGUUACUUAACAGCAUUUCAAGAAAUGCUAGAUCAG